Messenger RNA from Coregonus sp. 'balchen', 5787 nucleotides. NCBI's taxonomy places the organism in Eukaryota, Metazoa, Chordata, Actinopteri, Salmoniformes, Salmonidae. The record is from the annotation of a GenBank genome assembly.
AUGUCUAAACAACAGUUGUUGCGUGUGUUUUUAAAUGAGCGUUUAACGGUGGCUGCUGUGGAGAUUUUCGGGGCAGUUGAGAAAACGGUAGUGGAGUACCAGGAGGAGAAUGAUCAGCUACGGAGAAUGCUGCGUUUGACUCCGGAGAUACAACUAUGUCGAAUAGGUUCGUAUGUAGAUACUGAUAGCUAGCUAUAGUUCCACUUUAUUGAUGAACUGUUAACUGAUCACGUCUUCAUACAUUUUGAAGAAGUUGUUUUUAAACUUACCGUGUAUGGAUAAAAAUAUUGUCCUAAAAACAGGAAGUGAUUUUAAUAUAUAAUUCAAAAAUGCUUAAACUUUAGUAAUAAAUAGCUUCUCCAAUUACUGAGAAGUAAUUGAAAAUGGAUUCUAGUUUUUAAUUAUUGAAUUGGAAUUAUAGUUUACCUAGCCUUGAAUUUACUGGCUUAUAAAUUCAAAUUGACCCCAACCCUGAUGUCUGAAGCCUGUAUAGAACCCCACAGUGGAGGUGUCAUAAUACCCAUAAAACCUAGCGGUCAAACAGGGAAAUGGUUCCAAUCGUUUUUCCACCAUUGGAGACGGUUUCGUGUAGGCUUACCCUAGCGUGACGUUUUGAUAACCAUGUAAAUCUCUCUCAUAGAAGGUGACUUUUAGCAAUAUAUUCGGCAUUGGCGGUCGAUGCCAAUGUAACAUUGCUAGGUUUAGGCUACUACAUGAUACUCACAUGUUCCCUAUACCCAUCAUGAGGUUGCUACAAACUAGCCUAUGAAUGAAAGUUUACAACAUAGAUGCACAGGUUGAGAAACAUUUGAGUAAUCAAGGUGACAGACAGCGACACAUUUAAUACCGCCUUGCACACUCUUGCCUGCAUCUAGCGGAUCUAGGUUGUAAUCAUUAGUCCAACAGUUGCAAACAAGUGUUUCUAUUGGACAAAUUCAGGUAUGUUUAUUCCCAUUCCGUUUGCUUCUGUUUAAUAAAGUUUUUCAACAGAAUCGGUGGAAUGAAUACACCCCUGAUCACACGCAAACACAGUUCACUUUCAUAGCAGCCACAUACAAACAGUAUGACCACUUUGAAUAUUGUAGCUAUAAUUCCUUCUCACAUUUACAUGCUCUCCUCCUCUCACCUUUUCCCUUCAGUGCACAACACAUCAGCUGUCUCUGACCAGGCGAAAAAAUCUUUACAAGCAACACCUUCAUAUCAUAACCGCUACACACAUCCUACAUCAUUGUAACCGUUAUUAGCUAACGUCAUAGUCAGCAAAAAAAUCUUUCCAAUCCGAACCUUCAUAUAUACAGUGGGGAGAACAAGUAUUUGAUACACUGCCGAUUUUGCAGGUUUUCCUACUUACAAAGCAUGUAGAGGUCUGUGAUUUUUAUCAUAGGUACACUUCAACUGUGAGAGACGGAAUCUAAAACAAAAAUCCAGAAAAUCACAUUGUAUGAUUUUUAAGUAAUUAAUUUGCAUUUUAUUGAAUGACAUAAGUAUUUGAUACAUCAGAAAAGCAAAACUUAAUAUUUGUUACAGAAACCUUUGUUUGCAAUUACAGAGAUCAUACGUUUCCUGUAGGUCUUGACCAGGUUUGCACACACUGCAGCAGGGAUUUUGGCCCACUCCUCCAUACAGACCUUCUCUAGAUCCUUCAGGUUUCGGGGCUGUCGCUGGGCAAUAUGGACUUUCAGCUCCCUCCAAAGAUUUUCUAUUUGGUUCAGGUCUGGAGACUGGCUAGGCCACUCCAGGACCUUGAGAUGCUUCUUACGGAGCCACUCCUUAGUUGCCCUGGCUGUGUGGUUCGAGUCGUUGUCAUGCUGGAAGACCAAACCACGACCCAUCUUCAAUGCUCUUACUGAGGGAAGGAGGUUGUUGGCCAAGAUCUCACGAUACAUGGCCCCAUCCAUCUUCCCCUCAAUACGGUGUAGUCGUCCUGUCCCCUUUGCAGAAAAGCAUCCCCAAAGAAUGAUGUUUCCACCUCCAUGCUUCACAGUUGGGAUGGUGUUCUUGGGGUUGUACUCAUCCUUCUUCUUCCUCCAAACACGGCGAGUGGAGUUUAGACCAAAAAGCUCUAUUUUUGUCUCAUCAGACCACAUGACCUUCUCCCAUUCCUCCUCUGGAUCAUCCAGAUGGUCAUUGGAAAACUUCAGACGGGCCUGGACAUGCGCUGGCUUGAGCAGGGGGACCUUGCGUGCGCUGCAGGAUUUUAAUCCAUGACGGCGUAGUGUGUUACUAAUGGUUUUCUUUGAGACUGUGGUCCCAGCUCUCUUCAGGUCAUUGACCAGGUCCUGCUGUGUAGUUCUGGGCUGAUCCCUCACCUUCCUCAUGAUAAUUGAUGCCCCACGAGGUGAGAUCUUGCAUGGAGCCCCAGAACGAGGGUGAUUGACCGUCAUCUUGAACUUCUUCCAUUUUCUAAUAAUUGCGCCAACAGUUGUUGCCUUCUCACCAAGCUGCUUGCCUAUUGUCCUGUAGCCCAUCCCAGCCUUGUGCAGGUCUACAAUUUUAUCCCUGAUGUCCUUACACAGCUCUCUGGUCUUGGCCAUUGUGGAGAGGUUGGAGUCUGUUUGAUUGAGUGUGUGGACAGGUGUCUUUUAUACAGGUAACGAGUUCAAACAGGUGCAGUUAAUACAGGUAAUGAGUGGAGAACAGGAGGGCUUCUUUAAGAAAAACUAACAGGUCUGUGAGAGCCGGAAUUCUUACUGGUUGGUAGGUGAUCAAAUACUUAUGUCAUGCAAUAAAAUGCAAAUUAAUUACUUAAAAAUCAUACAAUGUGAUUUUCAGGAUUUUUGUUUUAAAUUCCGUCUCUCACAGUUAAAGUGUACCUAUGAUAAAAAUUACAGACCUCUACAUGCUUUGUAAGUAGGAAAACCUGCAAAAUCGGCAGCGUAUCAAAUACUUGUUCUCCCCACUGCAUAUAUUUUUUUUUGUCAUUUAGCAGACGCUCUUAUCCAGAGCGACUUACAGUUUUUUUAGUGAGUGUAUACAUUUUAAUACUGGCCCCCCGUGGAAAACGAACCCACAACCCUGGCGUUGCAAACGCCAUGCUCUACAAACAAAUCUUUACAAGCCUUCAUAUCAUAACCACUAACCGUUACACACAGCCUACAUCGUUGUAACCAUUAUUAGCUAACGUCAUAGUCAGCAUAGCUACUAGAACUAACACGUUAGUAAAACCUCUACAAUCAUGCAGUACAGUGUAGUCAGCAAGCAGUUUAGCGGUUACACCAGUGGGCCCCAGUGGCAAUAAAUUAAUACAACCAAAAGCUUACCUUGACUUGGAAGAGUUCAGUGUUAGCCAUAGCCAGUGAAAAAUAUACUAAAUAUAGCUAGCUCUCUCUUCCAAUUUUGAAGAAAUGAAUUCGUUCAAAAGUGUUCAACUAUUGUCUUUCUCUCACUUUGAGUCAACUACUCACCACAUUUUAUGCACUGCAGUGCUAGCUAGCUGUAGCUUAUGCUUUCAGUACUAGAUUCAUUAUCCAAUCCUAUGAUUGUGUGGACAACAUGUUAGUUCAUGCUGCAAGAGCUCUGAUAGGUUGGAGGAUGUCGUCCGGAAGUUGUCAUAAUUACUGUGUAAGUCUAUUAAGAGGGCAAGAACCAUGAACCUCCUAGGUUUUGUAUUGAAAUCAAUGUACCCAGAGGAGGACAGAAACUAGCUGUCCUCCGGCUACACCAUGGUGCUAACUUACAGAGUGCUGCUGAGGCUACUGUAGACUUUCAUUGCAAAACAGUGUGUUUUAAUCAAUUAUUUGGUGACGUGAAUAUAUUUAGUAUAGUUUUAUCUAAAAAGGAUAACUUUUUAAAUGUUUCACUAUUUGAUUUUUUAUGAAAUUCACUGAGGAUGAUGGUCCUCCCCUUCCUUUGAGGAGCCUCCACUGAUAUUCGGCUCUAUUUACUCUGAUUCUAAAAUGCUAAUUAGCAUCAAAGUAGACAUAAUACAAAACUACAAAUCCCUGCAAGCGCCUGCACGUCAUCUCUAACGGACACCUUUGCGAUCAGGUAUUUUGUCCAUUUAAAACUUGCACAAGACAGUUCACAGAAUUGUCAAUUUGUAAGAAAUGAAGCCAAUUUAUGCAUUACUAUAUUUAGAUAACAUUAGAUGGUUAAUCCAGAGAUUCUUAACUUUGCCUCGAUUCGACAGUCUCGUCCAGAUCAUCAUGGCGUUUGUAGUUCUUUAUGAUAGCCACAUUAGGAGCUAAUUAGCAUUUCAUUUUUGGGGGAUGAAUAGAAGUGAAUAUAUUGAUAAAUGUCACCUUGUCCUAGAGAGAUUUACACAGUUAUCAAAACGUCACGCCAGGGUAAGCCUACAUGAAACACAGUCCUUAUUUUAAGACAUUGUAAAAUCCCCUAUGGGAAAAAUUAAUGGUGGAAAAACGAUUAGAACCAUUUCCCUGUUUGACCAUUAGGUUUUAUGGGUAUUAUGACUCAUACUGUGGUAAUUUGGUAUUUUAUUAGGAUUCCCAUUAGCUGUUGCAAAAGCAGCAGCUACUCUUCCUGGGGUCCACACAAAACAUGACAUAAUACAGAACAUUAAUAGACAAGAACAGCUCAAGGACAGAAUUACAUAAAUGUUUAAAAAGGGCACAAGUAGUGAUAUGACGACUGUUUGAUACAGGAUUCAUUAAUGUAGGUACAACUCCUAAGCUGUAUGUGGGAGAGAGGACAAGGACACGCCAUGUGUUUAUAGAAGUCACUGGUGAAUGAGGGUCGGUGAUAGAUUGGGGGCCACUUGGGAUAAUCUUAUAAGGUAAACGUGAUGGACUGGCCUGGCUAGGGUGACACACAAUCCCAAGUAUGUGGAUGCUAUUGUAGUAGAUGAGUGACACUCAAUAAUGGUUGGCAACUGUUUGGGACAGAAGCAGCUCGGAGAGCAUUAAAUAAACUUGAGAGAUUUUCUAUGGAAGUCAUUCAUAUGACAAGAGGCUACGUCCGUACCGCCUGUCAUUGAAUCCAGUACUGUUACCAUUAAAUAGUGACUGAAUCAAAUCUCCAUCUAAGUGUCGACUACUCUCUUGCAUCCUGAACUUCUCGAUACCAGAAACUCAUCAUAACACGUAGCCUACAUAUCAAUACAUACACACAACAUAUCUAAGUCAAAUAGGGGAGAGGCGUUGUGCCGUGAGGUGUUGCUUUAUCCGUUUUAUUUAAACCAGGUUUGCUGUUUAUUUGAGCUGUAUGAGAUGAAACAGAGUUCCAUGCAACAAUGGCUCUAUAUAAUACUGGACGCUUUCUGGAAUUAGUUCUGGAUUUGGGGACUGUGGUAACCUCUGCUCCUCCUCUCCUUCCCUCCAGACUCCCUGCAGCUCUCUGUCUCUGUCUCUGAAGAGGAGGUUCCCCCUGAGCAGCAGCACUGUGAGCAGGAGUGGAGCCCCAGUCUGGGGCAGGAGGACCCAAAGCCCACACAGAUUAAAGAGGAACAGGAGGAACUCAGUAUCAGUCAGGAGGAAGAGCAGCUUCAAGGGCUGGAGGCUGAUAUCAUAGAGUUCAUAUUCACUCCUCCUUGUGUGAAAAGUGAAUGUGAUCUGGAGGACCCACGUCAAGAAGCCAUACUAGCUGAACACCCAACUCUCAGUCCACUGAAAAUCUCUAAACUACAGUUGUUUCGAGAGUUUUUAAAUGAGCGUUUAACGGCGUUUGCUGCUGUGGAGAUUUCCGGGGCAUUUGCGAAAACAUUAGCGGAGUACCAGGAGGAGAAUGAUCGACUACGGAGACUGCUGCGGAUCUCACCGGAGAUAAAACUAUGUAGAAUAGGUUUGUAUGUAGAUCUUCUGAUAUCUUCAUACAGUUCUACUCAAUUAA